This is a messenger RNA of Gossypium raimondii (Peruvian cotton), 2022 nucleotides long. Its product is annotated as vacuolar protein sorting-associated protein 36-like. The transcript is spliced from 9 exons. Bases 87 to 1502 code for a protein of 471 amino acids. Gene Ontology annotation, molecular function: phosphatidylinositol-3-phosphate binding; ubiquitin binding. The record is from RefSeq and is a predicted model, not a curated record. Lineage: Eukaryota; Viridiplantae; Streptophyta; Magnoliopsida; Malvales; Malvaceae. Gene Ontology annotation, biological process: protein transport to vacuole involved in ubiquitin-dependent protein catabolic process via the multivesicular body sorting pathway. Gene Ontology annotation, cellular component: ESCRT II complex; late endosome membrane.
AAGUAUGUUACAGAAUUUAGAGCAAAAAAAGUCAUUUCCGAUCGGUAGAAAAAAGUAUCCAAAAUUAAUCGAUCAACGCCGCUGGGAUGUCCAACUUUUUCUCCAAGGCGGAGGUGACAAGCAGCGGCCGCCCUGUCCUCCUCCGCAACGAAGUCGAAUGCCACCUUCUCUCCGCCGUCGACCUCGAACCUGAAGACCACCGUCACUUCUCCCUCUUAAAAUCGGGUCUCCUCAUCCUCACCACCCACCGCCUCAUCUGGCUACCUUCUUCUUCCGCCUCCACCCCUACUUGCGCCUCAGCCAUCCCUCUUGCUGCCAUUUCCCACAUCUUCUCUUCCAAAAAAUCUCUCAAGUCCGUCUUCCACUCCCCUAGGAUCCGCUUCCAAGUCCUCGUCUCGUCCACUGUUCGGGUCUUCGAUCCAGGAUCCGGGUCUGGUUCCAGUUCAGGUUCGGGCUCGAGAUCAGUCGUAGUAACGGCAGUGAUUAGAGGGAAGGGGGACUGUGAUGGGUUUUUGGUGAAGUUUUGGGACAGUUGGCGGGCGAGAGCUUGGGAGACUACUGAGACUUCAGGUUCUGGCUCAGCUUCGGCUUCGGGUUCAGGGGCAGCUACAGGAACCGGUGGAGGGUUGUACUCGAGUGAUGGGUCGGUGAGGAUGGUUGGGGUGGCGGGUAUUUUAAGGAAGGAGCAAGAAAUGUGGGAGAGUACUGAUAAGAAUUUGCAGGAUGCUUUUCAGGACUUAAAUGCUCUCAUGAGUAAAGCUAAAGAGAUGGUGACGCUAGCAGAAAAAAUGAGACUAAAGCUUUUGUCCGGAACGAGUUCUCAAACAAGUGGAACAAAUGAUGAGGAUAUGGGUUCAAAGGAAGAGAUGCAAGAUUGGUUGUUGAGUGUUGGCAUAAUAUCCCCAGUCACUAAAGAGUCUGCAGGUGCCCUGUACCAUCAACAAUUGUCCCGUCAGCUGGCAGAUUUUGUGAGAGUUCCACUGGAGAGAGCAGGUGGAAUGAUCAACCUUAUAGAUGCCUAUUGUCUCUUCAAUCGUGCUCGUGGCACAGAAUUGAUCUCUCCAGAUGAUAUGUUGCAAGCGUGUUCUUUGUGGGAGAAAUUUGAUGUUCCAGUGAUGCUUAGGAAGUUUGAUAGCGGAGUUAUGGUGAUCCAAAACAAGUCCCAUAGUGAUGAGGAGGUUUUUGCUAGAAUCAAAAGCCUUGUGACUAAGCCUGAAGCGCUUCGAACUGGUAUAAGCCCAACUGAUACUGCAAUGACAUUAGGGAUUGCUCCGGCCAUGGCCAAGGAGCAUCUUCUAACUGCAGAGAGCAAAGGUUUGCUAUGCAGGGAUAUAAGCCCCGAUGGCUUUCGGUUUUAUAUUAACCUGUUUCCUGAAAUUGACCCAUGUAAUAUGUAUUUUGUGAAGGGUUAUGGGAUCUGCAGUACUUGGAUCAAAGCAGUUUCUACUACCGACAUUAAAAGCAUCCAUCAACAUCAUCCAUCCACUUGCGCAAGCAAUUGAAACAAGGCUAAGUGAUUGAAUUCAUUGACCCUAUUUCAUUUUAUAAUCUAUGAAUUGAGUCUGACUCAAACUUACCUCUUUUUUUUUUGAGUUAUAUCCUUCAUUCGAUUUUUAUUUUUUAUUUAUUUUGCGAUAUAAAAAUAAAUAUUUUAUAUUUAAAAUAGUGAAAUUGAAAAUUAUUGUAUUUUAGAGAUAUUUAUAAAAAUAAAUUGUCAAAUAAUAUUCAAAAAUCAUAAAAUAAAAUUUAUUUUAUUAAAAUUUAAAAUAAAAAUUAAUAUGAAAAAAUCGAGAUGUGUCCUUUACUCUUUGUCUCGGUACCUUACCUUUCAAUAUUUUCACUUUUACCUGUAUCUUUUACUUAAAUCUAAUAUUAUCUUCUAAUUUCUCCUUUUUAAAUUUAAAAUACUAUUUCUACAUUUAUAUGUGCCCGAACCCGAUGGCUUGGCUAUUGGCUUCAACGCAUAUCUAUAUUUUUAAAAUUUAAAAAAUAAAAUAAUUAAAACAUUUUACAAAAAAAAAA